Blepharisma stoltei is the source of this 1223-nucleotide messenger RNA. NCBI's taxonomy places the organism in Eukaryota, Ciliophora, Heterotrichea, Heterotrichida, Blepharismidae. The record is from the annotation of a GenBank genome assembly.
AUGGAGUGAAAUUUAGACUCCCAUGUUUUAGGCGAUGACAUUUUUCUUUCGUUUCUCAAUGUGCAAGAGCCUUUCUUUGAUGCGAACCACAACUUCAUAGCACCUCGGAAAGAAAAAGAAAUAGAAACUCACAAACCAAUUCCAGACGCCAAGAGACUGAGAAGGCUGGCAAAAAAUAGACUUUCUGCCAGAAACACGAGAAACAGGAAAAAGCAAAAUCUACAGUACUUGGAAUCAAGGGUCGCAAGCCUAACUGAAGAGGUGGAAAGCUUAAGGCAAGAAGCACGCGAUGAUGACAAAAUAAGUGAUGAGGUUUCAGAGCAAUUAAGAUCUGAGAGACAGAUGAGGUUUGCCCAGCUAAAAACGCUUUUAGAAACUGAAGGACAUGAUGAACAAAUCCAAGAAACGAUAGACACACUCCGCAUCAAAAUGGGCGUUGAUGGUGUAGAGCGUCAAGGGUACAUAGAAUACGUUAUGCGGCAAAUAUCCAGCAUAUUCGUACCAGAACUGCUAACUUCCCCCUCUGAGCAUCAAAAAAAUUUCACUUGCUUAAGGGGAUUUCUUUUAAAAUUUUAAUUUAAAGGAUCCCAGUCCGAAAAAAUGUUAAGAAAGAUUAACUUAAUUUGUAAAAUAUAUGUUUUAAAUGCAAACUGCUUAAAAUUUAACAAAUUAUUUAGAGAUUUCAUUAUAAUAAUUAUUACUUAUGUAUCAAAAUAUUUUGUAAACAAUUUAAUGUUGCACAGAGGCUUUUUUCCCAAUGUUUUGUUCGCUCACGGAGGGGAAGGGAGUAAAAAGCUUACUCAAUGUUGUCUCAAACAGAGGUAUUAUUUUAAUGAUUUCCCCUUCUAUAACCCCAGAGCAGCUGCAAAACGCAGAAGCCCACUUGCAAGCCAUUGAAGCAAAAAAAGAAUCUGGCAAUAUAAAAAACUAAUGAAUUUUUUUCGAAUAUGAUUUUAGAAAUUUUAAAUAAAAUACUAUUACUUUUAUAGGAAAUAAUUUAUCAGAUAGAAAGUUUUCACGCUUGCCCAAAAGAAGCUUACGACAGCUGCUUAAAAAAUCUAAAAAGAAUUCAAAAAUGCUUACUCAGGAGGACUGGGCACCUCCAAAGCAUAAUUGAUACCAUUGCAACGAUGCUAACACCGAGACAACAAGCAGCUCUUCUCAUUAGGCUGAAUGAUUCUGGGGCAUUAUUAGAUCCAUUUGACAAGGGUGUUAAUUACUAA